UCUCUGAAAGCGAUACAAGCCUCAACGCGGGGCUUCAGGGGAAAGCUGGCGUCCGUAUUCGACACACGCGUCGGAGGGGUCGUUCAUAACAACAGUAGGAGUGGGCGAAGAGACGGAACCAGAAUUUGACCCGUCUCGUUAAUGCAGUAGACGGGGGCGCCACUGAGGCGGUUUGUGUGAGAGAGUGCGGAGAUGGAGGUUGUCGAACAAGCCAGAGAGGCCUUCUUGUCCGGGAGGUCACGACCCCUGAAGUUCAGAGUUCAGCAGUUGAAGUCUCUGCGCAGGCUGUUCCAGGAGAGAGAGGAGGAGAUCGCAGCUGCGCUUAAACAGGACAUCAACAAGAGCCAGUAUGACCUGCAGCUGUUUGAGCUGAUCGGAAUCCAAAGUGAGAUCCGAUUGGCCAUCGAGAGGCUGGCGGAGUGGGCGGCGCCCCGGCCCGUGGAGAAGAGUCUGCUGACUCUGACGGACAGGGUGUUCAUCCAACCAGAGCCGCUGGGCGUGGUGCUGAUCAUCGGGGCCUGGAACUACCCCUGGGCCGUCACUCUACAGCCCCUCAUCGGAGCCAUCGCUGCAGGAAACGCAGCAGUGGUGAAGCCAUCAGAAUUAAGUGAGAACUCAUCCAAGCUAUUGAAAGAGCUACUUCCUCAGUAUUUGGACAAGGAGCUGUACCCCGUGGUGACGGGGGGGGUCCCAGAGACCCAGGAGCUGCUGAGGCAGCGCUUUGACCACAUCUUCUACACGGGGAACCCCGCCGUGGGCAAGCUGGUGAUGGAGGCGGCAGCGCGUCACCUGACCCCCGUCAUCCUGGAGCUGGGAGGGAAGAGCCCCUGCUACAUCGACAAGGACUGUGACAUCACAGUCGCCUGCAGGCGGGUCACCUGGGGGAAGUUCACUAACUGUGGCCAGACCUGCAUCGCCCCCGACUACAUCCUGUGUGAGCCCAGCAUCCAGGACCGCGUGCUGGAGGAGAUCAGGACCACACUGCAGGAGUUCUAUGGCGAUGACCCCGUGACCUCCCCGGACUAUGGACGCAUCAUCAACGUGCGCCACUUCAGGAGGGUGCUGGCCCUGCUGGAGGGCAGUGAGAUCGCCCUCGGGGGACAGAGCGAGGAAUCACAGCGAUACAUCGCCCCCACGGUCCUGCGGGACGUGCGGCCUGACUCCAAGGUGAUGCAAGAGGAGAUCUUCGGCCCCGUGUUGCCCAUAGUAACCGUCAGCGGGGUGGACGAGGCCAUCAGCUUCAUCAACGCCAGAGAGAAGCCCCUGGCCCUGUACGUCUUCAGCUCCAGAAAAAGAGUGAUAAAGCGAAUGAUCGCGGAGACGUCCAGUGGAGGAGUCACAGCCAACGACGUCCUGAUGCACUACACCGUACCCUCUCUGCCCUUCGGCGGCGUGGGCGGCAGUGGGAUGGGCGGCUACCACGGCAGGCACACGUUUGACCAGCUGAGUCACCAGCGCUCGUGCCUGCUGAAGCCGCUGGCGCUGGAGGGGCUGAACCGGGCGCGCUACCCGCCCCAGGGCCCGGCCCGGAUGCGCAGGGCCCGGCUCUUCAUGCAGACGCCCCUGUGCCGCUGCUGCCAGCCCGGCUGCGUCUGCGUCUGCGCGGUCCUGGCCUCCAUUACGGCUCUGGGCCUGCUGGUCGCGCUGCUGGUGGUGCUGCUGAAGGACACUCCUGCCUCCUGAUCUCUGUGGUGGGAGUGGCUGUUCCUGGUCUGUGAGGUCACAGUGGGCCUGACGGCGGGCCGUGUUGCUGACACGCGUGUCGCCCGUGUGCGGGACCCGUGCCCGCGGGGCUUUAGGGGUCACGUGAUCACAUGACCGCGGGACAAUAACGUCACACUUACCCCCCAUGUUUACACGGCAGCACUUAUUCAAAUAAAUAUCACCAUGCAUUCCUGCGGUGACUGCUCUGUCGGCACUCCCUGGACUGUCUCUCCUCUCGCUCAUCAGUAUGAACCCAGCCUUAAACUCAACCCCCUGAAACAAAGGUGCCAUUUAAAAUCAUCAGCUGCUUUAUUAACCGGUUAUGUGCAGAGCAGCAACUAAAACCAGCGGACCCUGACGCUGUCUGAGAUGCCUCAGUGUGUGAGAGGCCAAUUGUGUGAGUGUGAGUGUGAGUGUGAGUGUGUGAGGCGAUUGUGUGAUUGUGUGAGUGUGUGAGAGGGUGAUUGUGUGAGAGGGUGAUUGUGUGAGAGGGUGAUUGUGUGUCA
Messenger RNA from Conger conger (European conger), 2210 nucleotides. Its product is annotated as aldehyde dehydrogenase family 3 member A2-like. Gene Ontology annotation, molecular function: aldehyde dehydrogenase (NAD+) activity. The record is from RefSeq and is a predicted model, not a curated record. The transcript is spliced from 11 exons. Lineage: Eukaryota; Metazoa; Chordata; Actinopteri; Anguilliformes; Congridae. Gene Ontology annotation, cellular component: cytoplasm. The coding region runs from base 193 to 1683 and encodes 496 amino acids. Gene Ontology annotation, biological process: aldehyde metabolic process.